Messenger RNA from Daucus carota subsp. sativus, 1584 nucleotides. RefSeq lists its product as uncharacterized. The record is from RefSeq and is a predicted model, not a curated record. The transcript has 10 exons. Gene Ontology annotation, cellular component: membrane. Lineage: Eukaryota; Viridiplantae; Streptophyta; Magnoliopsida; Apiales; Apiaceae. Bases 175 to 1212 code for a protein of 345 amino acids.
AGUGGCACGUAGUCAUAGCAAAGCAGUCUACAGUUUACAGUUCCCGAGGCUCGCAAUUCCCCGUAAACACAUUAAUGAUUGUUGAGUUUUUAAGGUUUGGGGAGGAGUGGUGUAGUAGCAGUAUAUGUAGGGACUAGGGAGGCCAGGGUUGGUGAUACAACAACGUAAUUAGACAUGGAUGAAGAGGUUUGUAGAAUGACGGAGCUGUCCAAAGAGCUCCAGGAUUCAGCCGCCUCCUUGAUCUCUCGCUCUUGUAACGAAGAAGCCUCUCUUCGUCAGCGCGCCCUUUCUCUCCACACUUCCAUUUCUAAUCUCCGUUCUUCUAUUUCCUCCUCCCUCAAAAAAGGAAACCUUCACCCCCAACACGCCCUUAAGUUGGAGGAGGAGCUAGGCAGAGCCAGAUACUUGUUGACUCAAGGAGAUGCUGCUGCUUUUCUUCCCACCAAAUCUCAUGGACGUUUCUUGAGGAUGUUUAUUGGUCCACUCAAUGUUCGUGCCACUCGUAAAGAUGUCCAGUUGAAAGUUAAAGAGGAAUACAAUAGCUUUAGAGAUAGAACUGCACUGCUGUUUCUUGUGUUUCCCCUAUUGCUACUUGGGUUAAGGUCGUGGACUUGGGAUGGAUGUUUACCUGCAUUGCCAGUCCAACUUUACCAGGCUUGGUUGCUUUUUCUAUACACUGGUUUAGCUUUGCGGGAGAACAUUCUAAGAGUCAAUGGAAGUGAUAUUCGUCCAUGGUGGAUAUAUCAUCACUAUUGUGCAAUGGCUAUGGCACUUAUCAGUAUGACCUGGGAGAUAGAAAAGCAACCAGACUGCUCACAAAAGCAGAAAGGUGUACAAUUAUUCCUGUAUUGGGCAAUCAUGCAAGGAGUUGCAAUGCUUCUGCAAAAUAGAUAUCAAAGGCAGAGACUCUAUACUCGUAUUGCAUUAGGCAAGGCUCAGAGAAUGGAUGUUGUGUGGGGAGAAACUUCCGGAGUAGAUGGUCAAUUGUGGUUGUUGUGCCCUAUUCUAUUCAUAUUACAGGGAUUUGAAGCAUAUGUUGGAGUACUGUUGCUUCAAACUGCACUAGUUGGAGUUGUUUCUGAGUGGCAGGUAAUUACCUGUGGGAUCCUUCUAAUAGUUAUGGCAGCUGGAAAUUUUGUUAAUACUGUGCAAACUCUCUUGACGAAAUCUCGAUUCAAAGCAAAAAUGAAGAAAGGAAAGAGCAAGGAUUAAAUUAAAGUUACAGGACCCUGUAGUUGGGAGAGACUCAUCUCGAGUCUAAACUAGUAUAAAAGAUGUAUUAUUUGUUUUCUUGAUUUUGUUAGUGUCAGGCUGUCAGCAUUCUCACCUCUAUAUGUUCAGGUCGUUUUUAUUGUGAUACAAGUGGUCAGAUUUGAUCCGAAAUCUAGUUCUAUACUGCUGCCUCACAUUUUGUACCAAGCUUUAUGUUUUUUUCUUUUCACUAUACCCAAGUUUUACCUUUAGGUCCAGUGAUUUAAAUAAGAGUACAGUGCACUAUUUGUACUCGCACUUCACUCAAGACACUACUUGUAAUACUGUAAUUCAAACUCAAGCACUUGCAAUAUCAAUUUUUGUGUUUCAUUA